UCUCAAUUGGUUAUCCUCCAUGAAGAAGCCCAGGAUGGAAACGCCAUGCCCGACCUAUCAAAUCCUGUCAUGGCGGUCAGUGCUGCUGUCCAGAACCUGGUCAAGGUUGGGAAGGACACUGCCAACAGCACAGACGACAAGAUCCUGAAGCAAGAGAUGCCUCCCGCCUUCACAGGUGUAGAAGAAUCAGCCAACAAGCUGGCCGAAGCGGCCAUGCAACUCAAGCAAGAUCCGUACUCCUCACCGGCCAGGAAAAAGCUGAUUGACGGGGCAAGAGGUAUUCUUGGUGGAACUUCUGAUCUCCUUCUCUGCUUCGACCAGUCUGAGGUCCGCAAGAUUGUCCGGGUGGCAAAAGGUGUCCUGGAAUACCUGGCAGUCUCUGAAGUGGUUGAAUGCCUGGAAGAUCUGGUGACAUUUGUAAAGAACUUGUCUCCCGGGAUGGCCAACAUGGCCAACAAAGUGACCUCAAGAAGCAAGGAACUGACCCACACUGCCCAUGCCAACGGACUGAUCAACCACACCGAGAACCUCAAGAGGACCACACCGAUCCUGGUUUCCUCUAUGAAGAUCUUUGUCGCUACACUCAAGAAAGGAGGAGCAGGACGGGAUGAGGCUCAGCAGAACCGCAACUUCAUCAUUGGAUGCAUGUCCCACGAUGUCAACGAGAUCAUCCGUAUCCUGCAGCUCACCUCUGCUGAUGACGAUGAACUGUCCCUGGAUGAUCUAGCAAUCAUGAAGAAGUCCUUGUUGAAUAUCACCAACCAGAUGACCAUGGCUCAAACUUGGUUGGCCAAUCCCGACGGUGAACCUGGUGGCUUAGGUGAGAAAGCAGUACGAGAUAUCCUGAGGGAUGCCAGGAGGGUAGCAGACCGCCUUGAGGGACCCCAAAGGGAACGUCUCCUUACAGCAAUCAAUGAAAUUGAGGCAAUGAUGAAUGAACUUUGUGACUUGAGGGCCAAAGGACAAGGUAAUUCCCCUCGUGCUCUGCAACUUUCGAGGCAGAUCGCGGAGAAACUAGACCACCUUCAUCGGAUGGUGGAUGGUUCUGUCAAGGAAGCCGUUAGGAGUGGGGUGACAAGGACUGCUUACACCCUUGCGGGUAAAGUGGAGCAGGCCCAGAAGUGGCUUAGGAACCCUGCCCAAGAUGACAAAGGACUGGGACGCAAAGCCAUUGCUGGUAUCGUUGCCCAGGGAAGGAAGGUGGCCCAGAACCUGACAGGCCCGGAACGAUCAGAACUCCUGAGGCUCUGUGAUGAAGUCGAAGGCCUCUCUCAACAAAUAACGGAUCUUGUGAACAGGGGACAAGGGAAUUCCCCAGCAUGUUUGGAGGCUGCAAGGAGACUUGCUGAGAAACUACCCGUUCUGCAGAAGGCUAUAGAGAAUGCCUUAGUGAGGGAGGUGGCCGAUGUUUUCAUGGACACGACAACACCACUCAAGGAGUUAGAAAGAGCAGCUAAGGCUCCUAUCAAUGUGCCCGACAGGCAACAGACCUACACCUCAAAGGCAACAAUCUUCUUGAAACAUGCCAACAAGGUGUCAGACACCGCCAAGCUUGUGGCUGAGGCUGGGGCCAGCAACGACAGGCUGCUGGUCGUAGAACUCAACAACAAAGCGCAGGAAGUGAGGGAUCUUGCCCCUCAGGUGGUGGCAGCUGGGAAGGUUCUUCUGCUCAACCCGGAUGAACAUAUUGCAGUAUCCCACUUUGAUGAGUUGAAGAAGGAAUAUGUGGGAAAAGUCGAGGCUUUGACCGACUUGGUAGACCAGGCUGUUGAUACUGUGGAAUUCGUCAAAGCAUCCGAGGAAGCGAUCAAGGCGGAGAGUGAAGAUGUAGAUAGGGCCAUCAAGCAGAACAACGCCCCUGUCAUCGCGGAGAAGGCAUCCAACAUCGCUAGGCGUGCCCAGCGGGUUGCCGUGGUCGCCUCCAAAGAAGCCGCCAAUUCAGAGGACCCCAAGUUCGUCCAUGACGUCAGCCAGGCAGCCAAUCAGCUUUCAGCAGAUAUACCAGCUUCUGUGAUAGCAGCUAAGACAGUUUCCCAAAACCCCAAUGACCGGAAUGGACAAGACCAUUGGUAUUCAGCAAAUAAACAGUUGAGGAAGUCAAUAGCAGCUGUGCGAAUCCCUCUCACGGUCGAAAUUCCUCUGGAGCAGUCCCUCCCACCACCACCUCCUCUUCCCCCCAUGGGAGCGAUGGAACAUUCUGCAGUGCCACAGAGAGGGCCGUCCUUUGAUCCAAUCCAAGCAUCGUCCGGCUACGCAACAGAGAGUGCACCAGCCGUGCCCCCUCCACCUCCAAGCUCCGCCUACGCCAACCAAGCCACACCCUCUUACCAGGAUUCUCUACCAAAUGCUUCUCAUCAAUCCUAUCAUCCUUUGAACCCUGUGACCUCUGACCUUCGACCCCAAGGUCAUCCUCUUCAUAUGACCUCUCCUUAUGACCCAACACUAACUUCCGACCCUAACACAAGUGGUCCUUCCUCUAACCAACCAAACUUUGUCUCGAGCUCCUCAAUAAGCUUGAACCCUCAGCCUCUGCACGACCCUGCCGUGACCUCUUCACCCCUCUAUGACCUCAGCAUGACCCCUGUUGACCUGGAGAAUGGUGAGCAGUCCGUGCCGCCCCCUCCCCCGCCCCCACCCCCAAAGGCCACCUCGGAACCUGCAGACUACCAGCCCUUAGGGAUAUCUCGCAAUUUUCCUCACGGCCACGGUUCUUCACCAAAGAGGGCUCCCUCUGCUCACGAUCCAGCAAGUCAACAUAAGGCUCCUUCAUUCACUAUUCCACAAGAGAUACAAGACGACUUGGACGCCGUGCUGAAAACGUUCCCAAAUUACCCUAGCACGCCAUCGGUAGAGACUCCUACUUAUGCCCCGCCCCCUGUGAGAUCGGCUCCGCCCACCACGCAUCCCAAGCCAAGACAGGUGCAAUCAGAUGUAGGAGAUGUACGCAAGGCGCUUACAGUCAACCAGGAGCCAGCUAUUCCACCACCACCCGAUAUGAGCAGACUCCAGCUUGAAGAGGCUGCCCCACCCAGGCCACCCCUCCCUGGUGAUGUACCCCCACCCCGCCCACCACCACCCGAGGAUCAGUCCCUACCGGUCCCAGAGCAAGGAUCUCACCAACCCAUUAUGCAAGCUGCUUAUGACCUCCAUGUUGAAACAGCACAGUGGUCAAGCAAGGACAACGAUCUCAUUGCCGCAGCUAAACGAAUGGCACAACUCAUGGCUGCCAUGAGCAAACAUGUCAGCGGUGAGAAAACGUCAAAGAAAGAAUUAAUCGAGAUCGCUAAGAAGAUCGCUCUGGCGUCGCUGGAAGUCGUCAGGCUUGCCGGAGAAAUCGCAGCUCAGUGUACUGAUAAACGCAUGAAAAACAACCUUCUUCAAGUCUGUGAGCGGAUCCCUACCAUCAGUACACAGCUCAAGAUCUUAUCAACAGUCAAAGCUGUCAUGCUUGGAUCACAAGAAUCCGAGGAGGACAUGGAAGCCACAGAGAUGCUGGUCGGCAAUGCCCAAAACCUGAUGAAAGCCGUCAAGGAAACAGUCAGAGCCGCCAAAGCUGCCUCCAUCAAGAUCAGAACGGAUGCAGGCUACAAGAUGAGAUGGGUCCGCCAAAGACCUUGGUACCAGUAGGUCCACCCAGGAAGAUGCCACUGCUUUGAUGUUCUCUAAGGCACCUUGUCUCGACCUUUCAUAAAUUGAUUUCGCCCAAGUCGAAGCCAUAUUCAGUUUAAAUGCAUCUCCUUAGUAAACUUUUUCCGAAGAUAAGAUGGGUUCGUCAACGACCUUGGUACCAGUUGGUCCAUCCAAGAAGAUGCCACUGCUUUAAUGUUCUGAAAGAUACCUUAUGUUGACCUUCCUUAAAUUGAUUUCGUGCAAGUCAAAGCAAUAUUAAGAUCAGAUUGUGUAAAAGCUUGUGUUAUGUCCCUCUCCUAAUUCGAAGUUCCUGGAAAAUGAAGUGGGUCCGUGAAAGACCUUGCUACCAGUCAGUAGGUCCAUCCUAGAAAAGGCUCUGCUGUAAUGUUCUUUAAUGUUACAUGUAGGUACCUUGCCAAAAGUCCAUGCCGCGUCUUUUAUCAAGCAUCCUUCUCUGAAGGCAGAAUGCAUCUUUUCAUAGUGGCUUUUUUGCAUUCUCUAUUGUGUUUUCUAUGGUGAAGUGUGAGAAUUGGUAAUGAAAUUGUGCUUGCAGGAGUCCAGCGCAAAAGACGCGGCUCCGACUUUUACAAGGUACGUCAAUGUUCUGUAAGGCAUCUUGCAUCUACCUUCCAUAAAUUGAAUUCGCCCCAGUGCUAUGUAAAAUCUUGUGUGAUAUCCCACCCCUAAGUCAAAUUCCUCAGAGGAUGAGAUGGUUAGAAGAUCUUCAAAGACCUGGGAUGAGUUUCAUGAAAGUUAUCAGUGCUGACAAUAUCAGUGAAAUCCUUUGUUUUGAUUGGUUGAGAUGCACUGGCCUCUGACUGUUACUUUAGUAAUUGUAGAAAAAAGUCAACUUGUCAGUGUUGACAACUUUCGUGAAACGGUCCCAAGGUGCAGCUAGGUUCUCCCAAGAAGAAGCCAUUGCUGCAAAUCUCACAGUGCCGAUGGCAGCAUUAGUUGCUCAAGAGACUUAAAAAUCUUGUAUCAAGCAUUACUCCACUUAGAUAGAUCAAUAUGGGGCCCUUUGCAGAAAGAGUUGCAUUCAGAUGCAAGUCUUAACCCUAAUAAGACUGGGAGGAGGGGGGGGGGGCUGAUUCAGCCAAACUUAAUUUGUUUACAAAUCCAAUGCAAAUACUGUUCUGAGCCAAAAUUCAUGAAUGUAUCAUUAUUUUUCCUUUUACUGAUUUACUCUGAUUAUUUGAGUGAUGAAAGGGAUGGCUGAUAAAACAUGACAUUUUAUACAUAUACAUAUAUUUUCCAUUGCAGCACUUGAACAAAUCUUGCUCAAAAAAUGUAUUAGUUUACAAAUCCAAUGCAAAUACUGUUUUUAGCCAAAAUUCUUAAUUAUAUCAUUAUUUAUCCUUUUACUGAUUUACUCUGAUUAUUUGAGUGAUGAAUAGGAUGGCUGAUAAAACAUGACAUUUUAUACAUAUACAUAUAUUUUCCAUUGCAGCACUUGAACAAAUCAUCUAUUGGCUAGGGUUUGGAUCCCAUAUGCCUAUACAGUUUGCAUUUGGUAUAUGUUACUGUUUUUUCUGCUUUGCAUUUAAAAAAAAAAUUACAAGACAGUUCUAGAAAGAUAUUAGUUGCUCAUGCAAUUUCAAAAUUGAGAAUCAUACAGAUGUGCUUGUAAAUGGAGGAACAAAAUAUGUGAACACAUUUUUCAAUUUUUAUACAUUUGUAUUUAUAUGUGUUGUUUUUGUCAACGAAAAAUAAGUGCUCUCUUAUGGCGUGUUUAGACAUAGUGCAACAACGUUCAGCAGCAUUUUUGACACAUCCCCUUACUGAUGCCGAACAAUGCCCAUUACAGACUUGAACUCUAAAAUGUGGGGGUGUAGUGGUUCUGACACUUGCCUUUCAAUCAGAGGGUCAUGGGUUUGAUUCCCAGCCAUGGCAUGUUUUCAUUCAGAAAGAAAUUUACCCACAUUGUGCUAUGAAGCCUGAAAAGCCUGGAAAAUUGCCAGGGUCUGAAUUCAGGCGAAAAUCUAAAGACUGGCAUCUCUCUGUAGAAAUACAUGUAUGAAUAUUACUAACAUGGUCAUGUGCCAUGCUUCAAAAGGAUCUGUUUACAUUAGUAUAUCCUUCAGGUGAUGGGAAAUUAUGUUUUCUUAUAAACCAAGUGUGGACGGUGUUCAAUAGUCUUCCGUAUAUAGAAUCGUUUUUCUUUGUUUUUUUUUAUGGUAAACGGUUUAUAACUUGUGUAUGUUUUGAAUGAGUUACGUAAUAUUUUGCUUUCUUUGUUCUAAUGGGAAGUGGUUCGUAACAUGUGUAUGUUUUGAAUAAGUAAUGUAAUAUUUUGUAUUUUCUUGCUAAAUUGUAACAAAAUAAUGAGAAUAGAUUGGUGCUUUCUGUAGGUCUUAAUUUAUGUUGGACAGCAAUGAAUUAUGGGUAAAUAAUUCAAUUAGUAAAAUAAGGACAGUGGGAUGUAGGAAAUAGGUUGGUAUAAAGUAAAUAGUAAAGAUAAUGAAACGAUGUUUAAUAAUGAUGUGAAUUAUAGUUAUGUAAUUUUAUCUUGUGUAUGAUAAUAAUAAUAUCGGUGAUCAGGAUUAUAAACUUGUGAAAGCAGGAAUAUAUUUAGAAGGCUGAGUUUGAGUAUACUGCCCAUUGAGAAAUCUGAUAGAUUAUCCGUCAUUGAAAAUUCAUUAUGAUUAUCAUGAACAGCAUUCUUGUUUCUUUUAUUGUUAACUUUGAAUGGAUAACACUCGUGAAAUUUGAAAAUAACAGUGUUUGUUAGAUAAAGAAGAAAAGGCAGAUUUCAAAGACAUUUUUCUCUUUGAUGAUGCAUGCAUCAUGCAAAUGUUUUGUCAUUGUAAAAUCAAUAUGCUUUUUUAAAAAUAUCAAACCAUGUUUUCAGACAAUAAUUUUGUUUGUCUAAUAUUUUGUAGAAACGUUUGUAGCUUCACGAGGAGAGAGAAACAAAUAUAUAUUUUCUUAUUGAUUAUACAUGACAACUUUAGAAGAGUUAUGCCUGUUGGAUUUAUUUCUUAAACUGUUCUUUUUUAUGUAGUGAAAUUCUUAAGCGGUAGAUGAGCUUUGGUAGUUUCUUUUUCAAUCAUCGUUUUUCUGUACCCGUGUGAUUAUAUUGGUAUUAAGAAUGCAUGUAUAUGUCCAAAUUAUUUAAUGAUAGAUUAUAGUGUGCAGUAUUUAUUUAGCUUCAAAAAGAUAUAUUUAAUAUAAUUAGAUGGAUGAAAUCCAGGUCAGCUCUCGCACAUGGCUACAAUUGUAGCUCAGCUAAAACUGCUAUUUAAAGUAUAUUCAACAAGUUUGUUACAAACUAUUUUGCCUUGCAUGAAUGCUUAGAAAUGUGUUAAGUCAAUCUCCUAUUUAGAAUAUGAGAUAUAUAUUCUAUCUACUAGUAUUUUCUUUUGUAUUGGGUAAGUCUUUUCAUAGACCUAUAUCCUGCAAAGGUAAAUCCUGUUUUUAUACAUCUCUAAAACCUGUAUGCUUUCUUUUUAAGCCGGUAAGAAAUAUAUCCCUAUAGCAGACAAUGUCCGAAUUUAUAGAAAAAAAGAGCAAUAAAAAGGUGGUACAUUUGUGUACAAAGUGUGAACAAGCAGUGUAAUUUUAACAGUAGGAAUGUAUUAAUAUGCACAUAUUACACUUUGCCAAUGUGACUUUUGAUUUUUUUCUCGUUUCGAAGAACCAUUUUGGCAUUGACUAAUUUGAGUAUGCAAUUCAUUGAAAAUGAUAAUUCUUGUCAUAUUCAACAAAUAAAGUCUCAAGUCCUUUCA
Molecule: messenger RNA, 7358 nt
Organism: Lytechinus pictus (painted urchin)
Lineage: Eukaryota; Metazoa; Echinodermata; Echinoidea; Temnopleuroida; Toxopneustidae
Product: vinculin-like
Exons: 25
Coding region: 46-3627 (1193 amino acids)
Biological process (GO): cell adhesion
Cellular component (GO): adherens junction; cytoplasm; plasma membrane
Molecular function (GO): structural molecule activity; beta-catenin binding; actin filament binding
Source: RefSeq, a predicted model, not a curated record